Messenger RNA from Clonostachys rhizophaga, 1485 nucleotides. NCBI's taxonomy places the organism in Eukaryota, Fungi, Ascomycota, Sordariomycetes, Hypocreales, Bionectriaceae. The record is from the annotation of a GenBank genome assembly.
AUGAAGUUCCCUGUUUCAGGCCCGCAGGGUCAUGGGUAUCCUUCUACACAGCCAAGAAGAGCGAAGCGCCGGUUCGUAACAUCAAGUCGUGAGCUUCUUUCAGAGGCCAGGAACACAUUCCCAGACCGCAUUUUCCGUAUCAUGACAGAUUUAGGCGAAGUGAUGCUUCUCCCUCACCAGUUUGCCGAGGAGAUCAAAAACGACCACAGGUUUAGCUUCACGACUGCGUUCGAAAAGGAUUUCCAUGCUGGGAUCCCUGGCUUUGAGACCGCCGAGCUUGGCGGGCUUGAGAACGGGCUCUUACAGCUUAUUGCACGGAAGCAGUUGACGCGGAAUUUAGGCAAGUCUCAUACCGUCCCGAGUGCAAUGGGCGAACUUAGUACAGCUCUGUCCGAUGAGACGGCCAAUGCUUUAGCCAUCAACUUCGAAUCAUCCGGAAUGUGGACUGAAGUUGUAGCCAAAGACCGAGUACUCGAUAUAGUAGCCCGUGUGUCCUCCCGAAUCUACCUUGGAGAUGAGGUAUGCCGCAAUGCGCGAUGGCUAGCGAUCACCAAACUCUACACAACUCACUUCUUCACUGCGGCUACCAAGCUGCGCAUGUACCCACGCAUCGUCCGUCAUUUGGUCCACUGGUUUAUACCUGAGUGCAAGCUUCUCCGCUCGCAGUUCAACGAUGCCCAGAAGAUUCUACAACCAAUCGUCGACCGCCGCAAAGACCUACGGCGUGCCGCUGUAGCUACUUGUGAGCUGGUCCCUGAGUUUGACGACGCUCUGGGCUGGGUUGAACGAGAGGCCGCCGCCAAAUCUGUUGACUGCAAUCCCUCGAUUUUCCAGCUUCUGCUAUCAACAGUAUCUAUCAAUACCACAACCGAUCUUCUCGAGCAAUGCAUGCUUUACCUAGCACAAGAUCCGGGCAUCAUCAGUUCUCUCAGAGAGGAGAUCCACGAUGUCCUGCGCCACCACGGCUGGUCCAAAUCCUCGCUGUCCAACAUGAAGCUUCUGGAUAGCGUCAUCAAAGAGUCGCAACGUUUGAAGCCAACUAGUAUCGCGGCCAUGCGACGACUUGUUGAAGAAGACGUCACCCUCUCGAAUGGAGUUACUCUGAAGAGGGGCAUGCGAGUCUACGUGGAUGCUUCUCGAAUGUGGGAUCCCAAUCUGUACCAUCACCCAGAGCAGUGGGAUGGAUAUCGCUUUCUGAAGUUACGCUCCAUUCCAGGCAGGGAGAGGAUGGCCCAGUUGGCGAGCACCAGUCCAGACCAUCUCGCCUUCGGACAUGGGGAGCAUGCUUGUCCAGGACGAUUCCUGGCUAUCAGUGUUAUCAAGAUUGUCCUCUGCCACUUGCUACUCAAGUAUGAUUGGAUGCUCUCACCAGGCACGGAUGUCAAACCAGUGACAAACGGUAUACUUGCCGUUUCAAGCCCGACGGCCAGAUUGCUUAUCCGACGGCGUAGAGGAGCGGCGGCCGCCCCGGGUGUGAUUGAAUAA